This is a messenger RNA of Megachile rotundata (alfalfa leafcutting bee), 1459 nucleotides long. RefSeq names its product yellow-f (gene Y-f). Gene Ontology annotation, cellular component: extracellular region. The record is from RefSeq and is a predicted model, not a curated record. NCBI's taxonomy places the organism in Eukaryota, Metazoa, Arthropoda, Insecta, Hymenoptera, Megachilidae.
UUGAGCAGAAGGUCAGUUCAUUCUUCGGACACGAAUAACGUAUCACUGGUGUUCGACUGUAUUAGCAUUAAACAGGCUUCAGUUCUUCCUUUCUUCUCGAUCGCUGCGGUUCUACCUUGCGGACCUACCAGAUUCGAAGGUGAAAUCAAGAUAUGCGGUGCUUAUUACUGGUCGCGCUUUUUGCGGUGGCAAAUUGUCACGAUUUUAACACAGUUCGUUCAUGGAACUAUGUCGAUUUCAAUUUUGCAAAUGAAUCCGUCCGAAAUGCGCUAAUAUCCUGCGGAGAAUACAUUCCUGAAAAUAAUAUGCCUCUUGGGAUGCAAGUUUGGAACGAUAAAAUAUUUAUUACGGUUCCACGAUGGAAAAAGGGUGUUAUUUCUAACUUAAAUUAUUUUGCGAAGAAUGAUCAGUCAGAAUCUCCCAAGUUAAUUCCUUAUCCCGAUUGGCAAAUGAAUUGCAUGAAUAUGCCAGGUAGCAUUGUGAGUAUUUUCCGUGUUAAAGUCGACGCUUGUGAUCGACUUUGGGGAGUUGAUACAGGCGUCAGUGACAUUUUAGGCAACUCCACUGUUGUACAGCCACCAAGGAUCUUCGUCUUCGACCUCAAAACCGACGAGGUACUCAGAGUAUACACUCUAAAAGAAUCAGAUCAAACACCUAACUCCUUCUUUGCUGACGGGGUUGUGGAUGUUGAUCCAAACGAUUGCAACAAUGCUCAUUUCUAUAUUUCUGAUUUGGGAGGGUACGGUAUAGUAGUUUAUAGUUGGGCCAAGAACGACUCCUGGAGAAUUACGCAUAGCUAUUUCCAUUUCGAUCCUCUGAAUGGUGACUACAAUAUCAGUGGAUACAAUUUCCAAUGGAACGAUGGUGUGUUCGGCUUAUCUUUGUCCGCACCACGAAACGAUGGUUACAAAACUUUAUAUUUCCAUGCGAUGUCUGGUAUCACCGAGUUUUCUGUGUCCACCGAAGUCCUGCAGGACGACACGUUAAAUAAAUCGAGCGAUUACCAUGCUUUCCGCGUCGAAGGUGGAAAGGGGUUGAAUUCUCAGGGACCCACAUCGUUGAUCGAUACAAAAACUGGUAUUGAUUAUUUUACCCAAGUGAGCAAGAACGGUAUAGCUUGUUGGGACACCAGUGUACCGCUGGAUCAGGAUUCAUUUAUUCUCGCAGCUCAAGACAACACGACGUUGGUCUUCCCGAACGAUAUGUCCAUCGAUCCAUCAUCCAACACGCUAUACGUGCUUUCCGAUAAUUUACCGCAAUUUUUGUUCUCGGAUUAUGAUUCCAAGAAGCGUAAUUUCUUCCUGACGAUGGCCAAUCUUGACUCUUUGACGUCUGUCUGCAAGAAAAGGAACUCUAACACGAGAUGAAUCCGAGAUACUUCAAUGACACUUCCAUUUUGAAAAACUUUGCAUUUUGAACACACUUUAUGGACUAUCACAUUUGUAACACUUAUAUACAU